Messenger RNA from Rhododendron vialii, 1002 nucleotides. RefSeq names its product protein COFACTOR ASSEMBLY OF COMPLEX C SUBUNIT B CCB4, chloroplastic-like. Gene Ontology annotation, biological process: cytochrome b6f complex assembly. The transcript is spliced from 3 exons. The record is from RefSeq and is a predicted model, not a curated record. Gene Ontology annotation, cellular component: chloroplast. Lineage: Eukaryota; Viridiplantae; Streptophyta; Magnoliopsida; Ericales; Ericaceae. The coding region runs from base 211 to 501 and encodes 96 amino acids.
CAGUUUCAUGUGUGAAUGUACGGCUGGGAUUGCCUUUUUUUGAGAAAUCACGUGCUCGCUUGUAGACGAUGGUUGUGUCUUUAGAAAGAAAGGACAUCAUGAAAUUUCUCAACAUUUCUUUCGUUUUUAGUGUCAUUAUUGUAUUUAAUGUUUGCAGAGACACAGAAAUGAAUCUUCUGACACCAAUGGUAGAAGAUCUGACCCUUCUUUAUGAGAAAUAGCAACAGUUUGAGAGCAGGUUUUCACAGGGGACAGAAGCCGAGAAGGGAAUGGGUGGCUGACUUGGUAUCAAGAAACGACGACGCUGUGCAGAGCUUGCCAAUCCAUGUGGGUAGUGUCUCUCUGCUGGCAGUUCUCAUCAAUCGCGGUGUUUUGGGCAUACCUCCUGAUGCCAGUAGAGCACAUGAAAAUGGAUUCUUUUGGAGCUGCAGACACAUCGAUGCUUCUCAGUUUUGGGUUGUUGGAACCGAUACUUGGUCAUGUGAACUGUUGAGAGAGUAAUAUAAAAUAACUGGUGUGAUGGUUGAAUUUGAAGAGAAAUUGAGUCAACGAGGUGGAGGUGGUUGUGGUUUAUCAAGUUCCAUUCAAAAGAUAAAUACGUCUUUGAAGAAAAAUUUACAAACAAUGCGAGAGAAGGUUCGAAGGCAACAAGAUUUGAUGAAACUCCUUUAAAUGCCACUAAGCAAAAGGUUGUAGCUGCUAAGCGAUAUGUAUAGAAGAAUUACAGAGAGCAGAUAAAGGAGCGGUUUAACUUUCGAUUUAUACAUUCAAUGUACCUGUUUAUAUUAUUUCGAUUUCUUGUUAGAAGGUGGAAGUUUUUGUCUGAUCGGAAUGUCCUGUUGUUUCUCUUAUUUGUAGAAGUAUAUUUUGGUAGCAGUUGCAUUGGAUUAUGGAGAUCAGUAGUGUGUGACAAUGGUUAGUUUAGUGCAUAAAUGAAUUUUUGGAACAUACACAGGUAGAUGGGCUAAUCAAUCGCAUUCUCAUUCAUAGUCAUGGAAUGUA